This is a messenger RNA of Rhinichthys klamathensis goyatoka, 1170 nucleotides long. It is a transcript of the gene zdhhc4, whose product is annotated as zinc finger DHHC-type palmitoyltransferase 4. Gene Ontology annotation, biological process: protein targeting to membrane; peptidyl-L-cysteine S-palmitoylation. Gene Ontology annotation, cellular component: Golgi apparatus; endoplasmic reticulum. Gene Ontology annotation, molecular function: protein-cysteine S-palmitoyltransferase activity. The transcript is spliced from 7 exons. The coding region runs from base 32 to 1078 and encodes 348 amino acids. Lineage: Eukaryota; Metazoa; Chordata; Actinopteri; Cypriniformes; Leuciscidae. The record is from RefSeq and is a predicted model, not a curated record.
UGGUGCUCAGAUGAAUAAAAGGUAGUGGCAAAUGGACUUCCUCACUCUGUUUGGUAUAUAUGUGGCUGUAGUGCUCACCUGCAUUGCUCUGGUUUGCAAGUAUUCAGGACAUCAGCAAACUCCUCUCGGUCGACUUUUGGACACAUUCACUGGGGUUGUCUCUCAAUUGAUCCCACAAUGUCUCCAAAAUAUUUGCUACAGGACUAUGCACAGACUGUUCCAUCAGAGGAACAACUUCUUCCUUUACUUGCACCUGUUACUUGAAGUGGUUGUGUAUGGAGAAUUCUCCUAUGAGGUAUUUGGCUUCUGUUUGGACAUGGGCACAAGUUCAAUCAGCCUGUGCAUUCCCUAUGUCCUCCUCGCUCUGAAGUCCUAUCUGUUCUACCUGUGUUGUAGCAGAGACCCUGGCACACUGACAAAGGCAAACCAUACUACACAACUGAAGAUCUACCAGUAUGAUGAAAAACUGUUCCAGCAGGGAGUCAGAUGUUUAACCUGUCAGCUGAUCAAACCUGCCCGAUCUAAACACUGUAGGGUUUGCAAUCGAUGUGUCCAGAGAUUCGACCAUCAUUGUGUGUGGGUGAAUAACUGCAUCGGUGCCCAGAACAUCAGAUACUUCCUGCUGUACCUCCUGAGUGUGUGUGUCAUGGCAGGUGAUAUUGCAGUCCUUACAGCAGACAUGUUGCUCCAAACUGUUUUGCGAACUGGACUCCUGCACGCUCACUACAUUGACGAGCAGGGUGUGCAACAGCGCGCUGGACCGCUCUUUAUCAUCCAGCAUCUCUUUCUGACGUUUCCACGGAUUGUCUUCAUGCUGGGCUUCCUUGUAUUUGUCUUUUUCCUCUUGGCGGGUUAUUCUAUGUUUCACAUGUAUUUGGCUUUGAUAAAUCAAACCGCCAAUGAGUGGUUUAAAGGAAAAGGUCACAACUGCCAGCAUUGCCAUCCGUACAUUGGACACAACUGCCAGACCUCAUACAAUCCUUUUAGAGGUUUCUAUCACAGGGGAAUCCUCAAAAAUUUGGGGGAAAUCUUUUGGCCCAUAUGUCCUGUUCAGAAAUUUAGAAAGAAAGAAAAUUAGUGAAACUGUUGUUGUUAUUUUUAACAGUGUAUUUGUACUAAACUAUUUUAUUUGGGCAAAUGGGAUUUUUAAUAAAUACUUUCUCAGCUUUA